Astrephomene gubernaculifera is the source of this 1027-nucleotide messenger RNA. NCBI's taxonomy places the organism in Eukaryota, Viridiplantae, Chlorophyta, Chlorophyceae, Chlamydomonadales, Astrephomenaceae. The record is from the annotation of a GenBank genome assembly.
UAAGUAUAGGUCCACUGUAUUAAGUAAACCACACUUGUGAGCCCGUCUUGCAAGGUUAACAUAUUUGCUUGCCUGACAAACCUGGACGGCUCCUUGCAGCCAUUUCCCCUUGAUCCUGCAGUCAUUAUAUAUACUUCCAGUACACCUAGCUGGCUAAUGGAAGUGUCGAAAUGGCAGGCCGCACACAUGCAUACGUACUGCCUCUGAACACCUCUGCUGGCCCAACAGUUGCGAGGCACCACCAGCGCCAGCAUACGACCCCCCAGCUAACUCCUGCAGCGGCGGCCCGCCCUUCUCUACACGCUCCGCUUCGGGCCCGCACCGGCGCUGACCUUGCUUGGUUGCGAGGAGGAACGCUGGCAGGAUAGUCUACGCACGAAUCCGUGCACCUUUGCUAACAUCAACCUUGCUGCUAUCUGCUGCAACGCUGCCAUUGAGCCCUAGUUCGCUCCCCAUCCUGAGGAGGAGCCCACGCCAGUGUCUUGCCUCCUGAAAAGGGGCUAAGUUAAAUCGGUGUACGCCCUUGUGGACUUCAAACUUAGCUCGGGUAGCACCAUGGCUGCUGGUAGCAAGGGAGCGCGUGGCAGGGGAGGGCGGCGAGGCACGCAGGCGAUUGAGGGCAAGGCUGGCGCCGAUGCUGCGGAGCACAGCGAGGAGUCCCGCAAGUCCUUUGCGCUGAUGCUCUCCGUGACACAUGCCGAUGAAGAGGAGAUUGCCAGCUUUCAAGGUUACCAUUCUCCAUGGUGGAAGAAGCUCAUUUACUACAUCGUAGGCGCCCUCACAGCAGGUUUCUCCUUCCUGCUGUGCAAGUGGUCCCCGCGGCUGCACAUCCUGCUCAGCCUCACACCCUGCGCGCUGCGAGACGCCCAGUACGUGCGCGUAAAGCUUGCCGACGGCCGAGUGGACCUGGAGCGGGUGCAGCAGGUGGCGCUGCCGGAGCCGCAGUACGACAGCCAGCCCACCCUGGUGGCGGACGAGGAGGAAGGCGCGCGGGGGGAACUGCUGCAGUGGCAGGUCCAGCGUGUUC